AUGGCUAUAUUUUGUCGACAACAUACAAAGCCAAUAUCAAAUGAACGAGCAUUUUGUCAAGCAUUACUCAAUAAUGAGAAUCCUAUUUGGGAUGAUAACGAUAUGGAAAAAAUACAUAAACGAGGUUUUCGUUUACCUCCUGACAAUUUUGUAUAUGGUAUCAAACAUCCAAAACAAAAUGCUCUACAAUACGAUAAUACACCGAUGAACACAUCGAAAUCAAUUAUUGUUCCUAAUUUUAUUGAAAUAAACAAAACUACUGUUCAAUUAGGUCUUACUAAAGUACAAGAUAUACAUCAAUAUCGGAAAACAAUGAAUAAUCAUCUAGUAAAUAUAAAUCCUUGUUAUAGUACCGAUAUUAAAAAAAAAUCAAUACCAGAUAUGAUUCAUGGACGAAUUACAGGUGAACGACAAUCAAUUCGUGAUUUAAUUGAAAAUAAAUAUCUACAUGAAUGGCUUCAUAAAGCUGCAAUACGUCGUUGUAAAAAAAUUUUAAAUAAUAACACACCUAAAAUACCGAAAGCUUUUUUAUUGAAAACAAAUUCAAAAUAUAAUAAUAAACAAUAA
Molecule: messenger RNA, 567 nt
Organism: Rotaria sordida
Lineage: Eukaryota; Metazoa; Rotifera; Eurotatoria; Philodinida; Philodinidae
Source: the annotation of a GenBank genome assembly